Procambarus clarkii (red swamp crayfish) is the source of this 977-nucleotide messenger RNA. Lineage: Eukaryota; Metazoa; Arthropoda; Malacostraca; Decapoda; Cambaridae. The record is from RefSeq and is a predicted model, not a curated record.
AUGGGCUACACAAUAGUGAAGAUGGACUACACAAUAGUGAAGAUGGGCUACACAAUAGUGAAAAUGGGCUACACAAUAGUAAAGAUGGGCUACACAAUAGUGAAGAUGGACUAUACUAAAAUGAAGAUAAUUUACACUAGACCGAAGCCGCCUCCACCUGAUAAGGCCGUAUUAGUGUGGUUGCUGGUAGCCGCUGCGGACGCCGCCCCUCAUGGCUACGGAACCUCAGGCGGUUCUGGGGGCGGCUGUGGUGGGGGACAAGUACGUCAUGUAGAUGGCAGCUGUGUGACUCCCCUGGUCACCCGCAACUUGUUUGUGUACAGUGCUCCCGACUUGGCCCCGGUCAUUGGUCCACGACCGUACAUUCCUCCACCAACAGUUGAACACAAUAUUUUGUUCAUUCGCGCCCCAGAAAGCGGUCCAGGCCCUGAACCCAUUGUCGUGCCACCACCUCAACAGAAAAACACACUAUACGUCCUCGGCAAGCGACCCGCAUACAAUCAGCAAAUCAUCCAAGUACCAGCACCAGAACAAGAGAGUCCUGACGUAUACUUCGUCAACUAUGGUGACGGAGACAACCCUUCGCUGCCCACAGGAGAAGACCUGCAGUCUGCCCUCCGCUCUGCUGCCCAAGGUGGUGGUACAGUGAUUGGCGGCAGUGGCGGUGGUGGCGGUGGUGGUGGUGGAUAUGGAAACGGUGGCGGCUUUGGUGGAGGUGGUAGCAUUGUGGGAGGCGGCGGUGGUGACUUUCUGGGAGGCGGUGGUGGUGGUGGAUAUUCAGGGGGAAUUCCUCCCCCCGUACCUCAGCCGCCAUCAUUAUAUUUGCCACCUUAAGGUCAGAAGCCUUUAUUGAAGAUAAAAGUUUUCAUUUUCAUAAAUUGUUUUCCAAUCGUUAGUCGCGAGGAGAUAUAAAUGUUAUAUAUAUUUUAAUUUUGUUAAAACUGCAUAAUAAAACCAUUAUAAUACAUAACCUAAAA